Molecule: messenger RNA, 1844 nt
Organism: Anolis sagrei ordinatus
Lineage: Eukaryota; Metazoa; Chordata; Lepidosauria; Squamata; Anolidae
Gene: UBOX5
Product: U-box domain containing 5
Biological process (GO): protein polyubiquitination
Cellular component (GO): nucleus
Molecular function (GO): ubiquitin-ubiquitin ligase activity; ubiquitin protein ligase binding
Source: RefSeq, a predicted model, not a curated record
CACGGGCACUCGGUUCCUGCAGAUUUCUUCCCCAUGGUGUAACCUGCAUAGAAGUACAGUCAGCCCUCCAUAUUUACAGAAUACCAUUGAAGAUUUGGGAGGUGGUCUCCCUCUCGGACCAUAAAGAUGGUAAUCAAUGUCUGCCUCCCACAAUUUAAGCCGAGAAUCCACUGUAAUAAGAUCUCUGCUGAUGGCUAUGAAGUCGAUAACCUGAUCUCAGAAGAUCUUGCCAAGAGAAACCGUGGCUUCCGCUGUGAAUAUUUCCUCAAGCCCCCGGUCCACGUGACUCUGUCUUUCCCAUUCAAUGUAGAAAUUUACCGGAUUAAUAUAGACGUCUCCUCUGGCGGUUGUCACAACAUCACAGGGCUGGAUAUUUAUACAUCUACCUCAUUGAGCAAACCAUCUUGGGCCAGCCCAGAGUCUCCGUUCUCAGCUGGGCAACCUGCGUUGGACAAAGAGACGUUCACGCUAGUGGGGAAAGCAGUGCUGAAGAAUCAAAGCAAAGUGGCUUUCAGCAACCGAGGCUUCAAGCCCAGGCCUCCUUUCCAUCACCAGAUGGACACUUCUUUCUCUUUUUCUGGCUCGGCCUCUCUGGACCUGUGGAAUAAAGGCCCGACCUCCCUGAGCAGUGUGUCACAUUUGAAGAUCUGCAUCACCCACGUGGCGGGCGGAGGCCUUCCUUGCCUUAAGAAAGUGGAGGUUUGGGGCCAACCGGCUAAAUCCUGUUCUCACGAAGUGGUCGACGAUGUGCUGCGGGUGGCCUCCGCCUCCUUGGCCCCAGGCUUCGGCGGUCAAGCUGCCAGCCUCCCGUCUCCUAUGGAGAGCGAUGUGGUGCCCUUCGGCAACCCAGACAGCCAGGAGCAGAAGCUGAUCGAUGCCAUUCCGGACAUCCCCGAGGAAUUCCUGGACCCGAUCACCCUGGAGGUAAUGACGCUGCCCAUGCUGCUGCCCUCCGGCAAAGUGAUCGACCAAGGCACUCUGGUGAAGUGCAACCGGAGCGAGGCCUCGUGGGGGCGAGUGCCCAGCGACCCCUUCACCGGGGUGGCCUUCAGCCAGCACUCCCAGCCCCUUCCCCACUCAUCCCUCAAGGCCAGGAUUGACCACUUCCUCCUCCAGCACAGCAUCCCUGGCACCAACCUCCUCGGGAGGCGGGCCCAGUCCUUGGGGACAGUGGUGGCCUCUUCUAUUGCCAUGACUUCUCUCAAAAGGAAGAUAGACCUGGUGGAACAGAAGCUGGGUGGCCACCGCGAGGUGACGGAGCCGUCCCGCUUUUCAGCAGCAAACUCUCUGGUCACCUCUACCUUGGAAUCCUGUGCUAAAAAAAUGAAAAUGGAGUGUGAUGCAAACUCCUCCCAGAUGGACUGCUCAACAGAACUGGUUUCUCACGAACAGAGGCUUUCGGAAAGCUUGGAUAGCGCCUUGAACUCCGCACUCAGCAACAUGCCAUUGUUCACGGCCACCUUGGCAAAGGGGCAACAGCAGCAGCCGCAUGGUAGUUCUAGCAGCCCAUGGAACGCAAGCAGCGCACAUGAUCUCAACAGCAGCAGUAGCGCUGGUGGCCAGGGCUGCUCCUCCUGCUCUCGGACCUUUUCUAUAUAUUUCAAAGCGGAACCCGUGUAUCAGCUGCCUUGUGGCCACUUGGUCUGCCGCGCUUGCCUGGCGGAGAAGCAGAAGUCUUUAUCGAUACUGUGUAUGAAUUGCAAAAGGUUGGUCGCCACACACGACAUUUUGAGAGUCCAUUUCUAGCACCCUUCUCUCCGGAAUGAUGCAACCCGAGGAGUAUGUAAACUGUGUAUGGGGUGGGGAUGGGGCUUGGAAAAAGCAGAGGAAGGUGACAUGGGGUU